UGUCGGCAUCUGAGUGCUGUGGCACCACUUGAACAAUGGAGAACAGAGGCCAGGAGCCGUAGGUGGGGAUGGAGACUCAGCCAGGGCUGCUUCUGCCAAUCGUGGUCUUGCUGCAGUUGUGGGGGACACAGGGCUACAAUCCAGAGACCUGCGGGAAACGGCCCUUGGCGCCCAAGCAUGGCCGAAAUGUGCGGAUUGUGGGUGGCAUCGAUGCCAUGCCGGGCACAUGGCCGUGGCUUGUCAGCAUCCAGAUCCCCUCUUCCAACGGACCUCGGCACUCGUGUGGGGGGUCCCUCCUGACCGAGCAUUGGGUCCUCACCGCGGCUCAUUGCUUCAAGACCAAGAAGAGCUCGUUGCAUCUUUGGCGGAUCGUGGUGGGCGCCACCGAUCUUUCUGAGUUGCCAGACGAUGUGCAGAUACACACUGUGAGCAAAGUCGUGCUCCAUCAAGACUAUAAUCCUCUCACGGAGGAAAAUGACAUUGCGCUGAUAGAGCUGGACAGCCCGGUGGCCUUCAACGACUACGUGCAGCCAGCCUGCUUGCCUCGGGUCACGAUGGACUCUAAGACCAACUUCACAAGUUGCUUUGCCACGGGCUGGGGAAUCACCGCUGAAAACAGUGUGAAGACCUCUGAUGUUUUGCAGGAAGCCAAACUGAAUAUCUUGGACACCCAGAAAUGCAACAGCAGUGAUUGGUAUAACGGGGCAAUGAGUCCUAACACCUUGUGCGCUGGUUAUGAGGAAGGAGGGCUCGACACCUGCCAGGGGGACAGCGGGGGCCCAUUGAUGUGCAGGACUUCCCCCGCCUCUCUGUUCUACAUUUUGGGGGUCACCAGCUGGGGCAAGGGCUGCGGGGAGGCGAACAGCCCGGGAAUCUACACGUCUGUUCGGCACUUCCUGGAGUGGAUCCUGGGAGAAAUGAUUGAAAUCGACGAAGGGACCACCUCAGAAGAGGACCAUCCCCCAAAGCACAGGCCAAAGAGCUCUGUGACCCUCCUCCCCACCAGAACGGUGGCUUCACCCCCCGUAGAAGACCUGGAAGAAAACUCCAUGGACAGCUCUGCAGAACCCUUCAUCGCGUCCAACGAGGGCGAGGAGGAUGACCGAGAGGAGGCCACUCUGAGGGCCCCGUUGAGAGAAACAGAGGCCACGAUUGCCCUGCAAGACCCCUUCGUUCCCUCAGGGUUUUUACCUCCGUCUCUAGAACCUCCGUACAUCCCUCUGGAGCAGCUGGUCACCUUGGAGCCCCCCUUCUACCCCAAAGAAUUACCUCCGACAGCCUUGCCCCUCCCGUACAUCCCUCGAGAAAUCCCCCCGACGCCUCUGAAGUCUCCGUUCAUUCCUCCGGAAGUCAAGAUCAGCGUGGAGCCUCCCUACAUUCCCGAACAGGAGCCAUAUCUCACUCCAGAGCCCCCUGUUCUCCCCACGCAGCCCAAGUAUGUCUCCUCCCUGUCAGCUGAUAAGUCAAGGUCCCAUCUCUUUUUAUUUGGGGGGUCCUCUUCUGGAAGAGCUCUAGAACCCCCACGUAUUCCCUCAAAGAUAUCCCGCUCUAUUGAGGACCCCUACACUCCUCUAGACCCCCCUUACACUCCUCCAGAGCCCCCCCAAGCUCCCCCAGAGCCCCCCCACACUCCUCUAGAUUCCCCACGGGCUCCUCCGGACCCCCCCUACACUCCUCCACACCUUCGGUUUAUCCCCCCAGUGGCAACCGUCCCUCUGGAGAGGCCCUACAUUCCUCCCGAGACACGUCACCGCAUCGAGCGCCCUUAUACACCUUCGGGAGACCUAUACAUCCCCCCAGAGUCCCCCUUUGUUCCUCCAGAGAGCCCCAGAUUAUUGCAGCACCCCUACACCCCCCAGCAGCCCCCCAUCACUCCUCUACAGCCCCCCUUCAUUCCCAGAGAGGAAACUGCUCUCCUGGAGCAACCUUAUCUUCCCCCAGCAAGACCUCCCCACCUGAGGCCUCCUCGUGUUCCUCCGGAGCCCCCCCUGGCUCCCACAUGGCUUCCACACAACUCUGGGGAAAGAGAAGCAUCUCUGGAGCACUUGGACGUUCCUCCAGAGAAGGUCCGCCUUCUGGAGCCCUUCUACGCCCACCAAAGGAAAACUCGCUCCCUGGAGUCCUCAGAGUCGCCCGAGAGGGAUGUCCCUCCGCAGCUCUCAGCUGGUCCUCCAGCUGACCCACCAACGCAGGAUGUGCCUGUGGACCUGAAGGCCCCAUCUCUCACCCCAGGGACUCUUGAGCACCAGCAGCGUUCGUCGCAACCCCAGAGGAUCCUCAUUGGCGCCACGGACAUUUCCAAUUUGCUGGACACGGUGCAGUUGCGUUCCGUGUCCCGCAUCGUCCCCUACCAGGAUUACAAUCCACAGAGCAAGGUCAACAAUAUUGCGCUGGUAGAACUCAGCAGUCCGGUGACUUUUGACGACUAUGUUCAACCCGCUUGCUUGCCGCACAGCCCCAUGGACUCCGAAGCCUUGUUCUCAGAGUGCUACGUCAGUGGCUGGCGCACCACCACCCAGAAGGGCAGGAAGACCUCUGCUAUCUUGCAGGAAGCCAGAGUGAAGAUUCUGGAGACCAGCAAAUGCAACAGCAGCUGGUGGUACAAUGGGGCCAUGAGCCCUCACACCUUGUGCGCUCGAUAUGAAGAUGGAGGCAUUGACACCUGCCAAGGGGACAGUGGGGGGCCCUUAAUGUGCAAGACCUCCCCCACCUCUCCCUUCUACGUGGUUGGGAUCACCAGCUGGGGCAAGGGCUGCGGCGUGGGAACCAACCCAGAAAUCUACACUUCCACGCAGCCCUUCCUUGAAUGGAUCUAUGGGGAAGUGGCGAAGAUGGAAGGGGUGCCUCUCCAAGAGAAGAGACCCUCGAACAGAGCUUGGGCUAAACACGCGACAAUGUUCCCAGCUUUCAAGAUUGCCUUGACACAGUUCCCCGAGAAAUAUUUGACGGAGGACCUGAUCUACUUUCCUACGACUGAGCUUCCAGAAGCAGACCAGGUCCCUUUGCCCAAAGAAUCCCCUCCAGCACCCCCUGACACCACUUAUGAGAUAGGCAGAGUGCUUCUGCCCAUAGAUGUCUCUUCAUCAUCCCCUCUGAAUCCAGAAAUGGUGGCCGUGCAUCUUACUAGAUAUUCACCUAGCAGAACGUGA
Crotalus tigris (Tiger rattlesnake) is the source of this 3149-nucleotide messenger RNA. Its product is annotated as proline-rich protein 36-like. Gene Ontology annotation, molecular function: serine-type endopeptidase activity. The transcript has 8 exons. The record is from RefSeq and is a predicted model, not a curated record. Gene Ontology annotation, biological process: proteolysis; acrosome reaction. NCBI's taxonomy places the organism in Eukaryota, Metazoa, Chordata, Lepidosauria, Squamata, Viperidae. The coding region runs from base 69 to 3149 and encodes 1026 amino acids.